Cuscuta europaea is the source of this 989-nucleotide messenger RNA. The record is from the annotation of a GenBank genome assembly. NCBI's taxonomy places the organism in Eukaryota, Viridiplantae, Streptophyta, Magnoliopsida, Solanales, Convolvulaceae.
UGAAUAAAUAGUUCAGUGGGUAAUAUUUUUUUUGUAACACCUAUGUAUUACAGAAUCAAAUCACAAAAUACAACAAUCAAGAAACAUCACAAGUAACUACAGAAUUUGAGCAUUUAAUUAGUGACUAAAAGUACAUUAGGGAUUAGGGAGUAAUUAACUAGGCAGACAAGCAACCGAUGCCAUAGCGAGUGUUUGGAAAAACAAGAAAUAGCCCACUGCAAAUAAUCCCAACCAUCAACGGGAAACUCUGCAUCACUUCAUCCAUCUCCUUCCCAUGUCCGGGGAACAAACAGUUCGUCACGCGGUGGUCGGAAAAUGCGAUCGCCAUGAAAACCAUCACCGACAUCACAGCGUGCACGAAGUCCGUGAACCCAACCUUGUACCGGUCGUCCUUCGGGACUUCCACUCCGGGGUCGCUCUUGAACACUGCCAACCCCCGGGGCGUCACAAAGCCGUAGUACACUUUCCGGCCAUCCGCCCCCCGGAAGCUGUCGGUGAAGUGGAAGAAGAGGCAGGAGAGGGCGCAGAGGGCCAGGAGGACGAUGAUCACGGUGGUGCUGACGGAGGAGCACUGCCCUUUGGCGUAGACGCUGGGGAGGACCAUCUCGAAGGUUAGCAGCGUUCCGGUCGGGAGGAAGUUGAUGAGCAGCGAUGUUUUGGAGAGUGUUUUUUGUACCCCGGCUGCCACCGCCCGUUUUUUCCGACCUCCCAUUGGCACCGGCACGUCGGGUGCACCCGCGGGUAGAGAUGAGUCUGGGGACAUUCUGAUUCCGAUUCCUUCUCCUUCUUCGUGAUCCAUUGUUGUGAGAAUGUGUUUAAGACGUGAUUCCGUUUUUAAUUAAGUUGUCAAUUGAAGACCUUUAUGCUUCACGUUGUAACUGCCAUUUUCCCAGUUAUAAGGCUAAUCGGCAUAUCAAAGAUGUGUAUAGUAGCUCUCUCAUAUCACUUGAUGUUUGUGUUGAGAUUUAUUCGGUGUGAAAUAAACAACG